GAAAGCAGACGAAUUUGGAAAAUUAGUGGAGAAGAAGACCAGACAACAGUCGCCGGGCAUAACUUCCUUUUAAUUCUAUCAAACAAAAGUGCUUUUGGCCAGUUGAUAAUCAUGGGGAAAAAAUCUAAUGGUGACCCUAACCUUAUUCGUAAAGGAUUGACGCGAGGGAAAAGAGAAGAGUUGAAGAAAUUAGUCGAUGAACUAUUGCAGAAAUGUUCUUACUCAGUAACAUCACAGUCAAAAGAUUUGGAAAUCUACUCAGAAUCCUGGACUCUUCUGGAGAAAAUAUAUGAAAUGGAGAAAAGCUUGGAGAGACCGACAGUCAAAAGAAGCGACGCCUUGCCACCUUUCUUGGAGUGGAUGACUAAUCAUGAUGUAAAGAUGGGUCCAGUGGAAUUAGUUGAACUUCCACUCUAUGGCUGCUGCGUAAGAGCCACAAAACAAGUUAGCACUGGUGAAUUGUUGUUCUCUAUUCCUCAAAAACUGAUGCUGUCCAAUGAAACUGCCGACAGUUCCACUAUAGGGCACUUUAUCAACAAUGAUCCUAUACUUAGCCAAAUGCCAAAUGUUGCUCUCGCCUUUCACGUAUUAAAUGAGCUGUACGACCCGAAAUCGUUUUGGAAACCGUAUCUUGACGCUUUACCUAGUUCUUAUGACACGGUCAUGUACUUCACUCCAGACGAGAUCACCGAGUUGAAAGGAUCUCCAGCUUUUGAUGAUGCCCUCAGGAUGUGCCGCAACAUUGCUCGUCAGUAUUCUUAUUUCUACUCUCUGCUCCAGAAAAACGUGGACCCCGCCUUGUCUAAUCUUCGUGCAAACUUCACGUACAAUGACUACAGAUGGGCCGUUUCGACGGUGAUGACCAGACAGAACCUGAUCCCCUCACAGGAAGAAAUCUCAGGAAAUGAUAAGGACCAGCUGCCACCUGUCAACGCUUUGAUUCCAUUGUGGGACUUUUGCAACCACCAGGAUGGACAGUUUUCGACGGAUUUCCAACUGGAAAGUCGGCGAACGGUGUGUCAAGCUGGCCGGGAUUUCGGUCCUGGAGAGCAGGUCUUCAUCUUUUAUGGAACUAGAACUUGCGCCGAGCAAUUCAUUCAUAACGGCUUUGUCGACAUCAAUAAUGCGCAUGACGCGUUAACCCUCAAAGUGGGACUCAGCAAGAGCGACCCACUAGCCGGCCAGAGGGCAACUCUUUUGUGUAAACUCCGCAUUCUGUCGGACGAGAAGAUUUCGGGUCCGAUAGCGUUCCAAUUAAAAGCUGGGCCGCAACCUGUCGACGGGAAACUCCUGGCGUUCUUACGGCUGUUUUGCAUGACGAAAGAUUCACUCGAUCGGUGGCUCCAGUCUGACAACGCGUCCAACUUGAUGCACGAGGAAUGUGGCAUCGAAACAGAAGUGGAUGACAAGUCGUGGUCUUUCCUGAAAGCCCGUUGCCAACUUCUCCUCCAGCUCUAUCCAACCACAAAAGAGGCGGAUUUGAAGAUGCUGGAAGAGGAUUUGAGCUCGCAUCGUCGGAUGUGUGUCCUCCUCCGUCUGGCGGAGAAACGAAUUCUGCUCUCGGCCAUUGAAUGUGCUGCUCAAAGAAUCAAAAAGUGAGCUAUUUUACCACCUACUACGUCUAUCUAUCCUUUCAAGAGAGAAAAGAAAUGCAAGUCCAUGAACUACCAGCUGCUUUGUGAUCCCGUUAACAGUUUUUUGUGUCAAUUUCAUCCGCCUUAAUCAUAAUAAAAGAACAACAUUGCUUUUUUUGCCUUCCAA
Messenger RNA from Daphnia pulex (common water flea), 1761 nucleotides. RefSeq names its product actin-histidine N-methyltransferase-like (gene Setd3). Gene Ontology annotation, molecular function: protein binding; protein-L-histidine N-tele-methyltransferase activity; transcription coactivator activity. The transcript is spliced from 10 exons. Lineage: Eukaryota; Metazoa; Arthropoda; Branchiopoda; Diplostraca; Daphniidae. The coding region runs from base 112 to 1599 and encodes 495 amino acids. Gene Ontology annotation, biological process: positive regulation of transcription by RNA polymerase II; actin modification; peptidyl-lysine dimethylation. The record is from RefSeq and is a predicted model, not a curated record.